UGGUGUCUGCGAGAACUUACGGAAACUGGAGAUCACAGGAGUGUCCUGUCGAGAUGUCUAUGCCAAACGUAUAAAUCCACGAGUGAAGUCGGGGCGUUUUAUGAAAAUCCUUCCCGACUACGAACACAUGGAGUACAGAGAUGUUUACACCUGCCUGCUGCACCGAUACCGACACAUCUUGGGACUGUGGCAGCCAGACAUUGGGCCGUACGGGGGACUGCUGAACGUGGUGGUAGAUGGCUUGUUUAUCAUUGGCUGGAUGUACUUGCCCCCUCAUGACCCUCACGUGGAUGACCCAAUGAGGUUCAAGCCCCUUUUCCGGAUUCACUUAAUGGAGAGGAAAAGUGCGACUGUCGAGUGUAUGUACGGCCACAAGGGGCCCCACAAUGGCCAUAUCCAGAUCGUAAAGAAGGACGAAUUCUCCACGAAGUGCAACCAGACAGAUCACCAUCGAAUGUCAGGAGGAAGGCAGGAGGAAUUCCGGACGUGGCUGAGGGAAGAAUGGGGCCGGACUCUGGAGGAUAUCUUCCAUGAGCACAUGCAAGAGCUCAUCUUGAUGAAGUUCAUCUACACCAGCCAAUACGACAACUGCUUGACGUACCGACGCAUCUACCUCCCUCCUAGCAGCCCUGACGACCUCUUAAAGCCAGGUCUCUUCAAGGGAACUUACGGGAGCCACGGCUUGGAGAUUGUCAUGCUGAGUUUUCAUGGGAAGAAAGCCAAAGGGACUAAAAUAACCGGAGAUCCCAAUAUCCCAGCUGGCCAGCAGACGGUGGAGAUCGACCUGGCGCACCCCAUCCAGCUCCCUGACAUCGAGAACCUGCGCAACUUCAAUGAGCUCUCCCGCAUCGUCCUGGAGGUGCAGGAGCAGGUGCGCCGGGAGCAGCAGGAGGAGGAGGAGGAAGGGCAGGACGAAGAGGAGGGCCGCUCCCGACAGGGUGACUCGCAGCAAGCAGAGCAGCCUGCGCAGAAGGACGAUGCUGGGGCUGAGGGGACUGAGGCGGCGGGGGCAGCAGCAGCCCAGGAGUCGGCGCCAACCUCACAGCCUUUCGUGCUGCCCGUGGGAGUCAUAUCAAGGAACGAGGAUUAUCCCCGGACCUGCCGGAUGUGUUUUUAUGGCACGGGGCUCAUUGCUGGACAUGGCUUCACCAGCCCUGAACGAACGCCGGGCAUCUUCAUUCUCUUCGAUGACGAUCGUUUCGGGUUCAUCUGGCUGGAGCUGAAAUCCUUCAGCCUCUACAGCCGGAUCAAGGUCUCUUUCCAGAACGCCGAGGCGCCGUCCCGAGAGGCCUUCGAUGAAAUGCUCAAAAACAUUCAGUCGAUGACUACUUGACAGGCGGCCCCUGGUGG
Messenger RNA from Terrapene triunguis (Three-toed box turtle), 1350 nucleotides. It is a transcript of the gene FBXO31, whose product is annotated as F-box protein 31. The record is from RefSeq and is a predicted model, not a curated record. The transcript is spliced from 9 exons. NCBI's taxonomy places the organism in Eukaryota, Metazoa, Chordata, Testudines, Emydidae. Bases 101 to 1333 code for a protein of 410 amino acids.